Styela clava is the source of this 4541-nucleotide messenger RNA. NCBI's taxonomy places the organism in Eukaryota, Metazoa, Chordata, Ascidiacea, Stolidobranchia, Styelidae. The record is from RefSeq and is a predicted model, not a curated record.
AUGGCUGUCGCUGUAGCAGAGGCUGUGUCUUGUAUUUUGCAGUGCAUUGGUGUAGUUUGUCUUUGCAUUGCUGGUAUCGUAGAAUGGGCUAAAAAGGCUUUUGCCGUUGUGACAAAAAUAGUGACCUGUGGGCAAGGAUGGCAAGGCUUUUUUAUGAACUGCUUGACGUUUUUCAACUCCGAAGAGGACCCAGAUUUUAAAGACUUCGAUCUUCCAGAAGCAGAAAAUCGAACAGUAACGGACAUGCCUUCACUUGUUUUAUUCAUAACAGUUUUAUUAGGUAUGAUGGCUGGAAUGAACCGAGCUAUAGCCUACGGAAAACCUGAAGUUUAUUUUCAGGGAAUUGACUCGUGGGGAAAUAUAUGUGGAUACGAAAAUCUGCCCAUUACGGGAUCUGUAUUUUCAGGAAGAGAUAUGACUAAAUUUGACAAAUUGCUUAUUUUCGAUUUUCUCAGUCGUUCGUCUGUCUUAACCUCUGGUGACGCCGUUGCGAUGUCUGAAAUACCGUUUACUACAUCAAUAUGUGUUGAGCAUUGUCCUCUUAUUACAAGAACAUUUGAUUGCUGGGAAUAUCUUGGAAUAAAAUCUAUAUAUCCAAACGUAAUAAAUGAUUUGCUUUGUAGAUCUGCAGAAAGAGAAUUGAAUACGGUGAGAAUGAGAACACUCUCCUUCUCAGAACGAAACUCUCGGUGCGUACCGGACGUCGUUUCUGAAUCCAUAUCAGUUGAAAAACAGAACAAGAUGCUCAGCCUUUAUUCUACGCAUUGGGUUCAUAACGUCAUCGCCGAUUGUGGCACUUGUGCCGCAGAACUAACCUGGAUGACACUGAUUGCUGCUGGAUGUACCAUGAUUUUUAUCUGUGUCAUACAAAGCGCCUCAGAUACUAUAUGUUGGUUUAGCUUUUCUUCAUUUACAUUCGUGGGUUUAAUAUCUUCUAUUUGUAUGUGGUAUAUGUAUUCCGGUAUUAGCGCUAACGACUCCGCAACGGUACUCUAUUCCGCAGGAGAAAGCGACAUAAUGAACAGUGAUUUUGCACAUGGAAAUUUGACGGGGAACCAAUGGAAACCUCACCACCUUCAAAGUCCAAAACAAACUAUUUCCCGAAACUCUGUUCCACAAGCAGGGUAUUCUAUUGUUUUCCGUGACGCUUCAAUUUAUGUGACUUUUUUCACACUAUUUCUCACUUUUAUCUGUUGUCUUGUCGGCAAGCGCAACAUGGAUGCAGCGGCUGCUCUUUUUAGUAUAGCGAUUCGAGCCAUGAUAAAAGUUCGAUGGAUCUACAUCCUACCUGUUGUAACCUUAUGUUCAGUCAGUUUUGCAGCAGGUCUAUUUCUCUACACGGUAAAUUUACUGACUGCUGUGUUCAAAGACGAUAUAAGUAUUGUUGAAGAUACCAUCUACAAAUUCCCACGCGCUGUGAUAGAGGAGGAUCUUGUGUACACAAACUGGGUACUUCUUUUUGAGUUUUUAGCAUUUGCCUGGCUUUUCAACUUCAUUAUGGCAUGUCAAACGCUGAUUGCGUGUUCUGCUAUAUCAAGCUGGUAUUUUAUAAAAGACAAAGAAGAUCUGGACAGACCAUUAAGAAUAGGAAGUUCUCGAUUGCUGCGAUGCCACUUGGGAUCUGCCGCCGCUGGUGGUUUAUUAGUCGGAUUCCUGGGAUGGAUGAGAGCUCCGUUCAGUUUUCUUCAGUCACGGUUAAAUCGGGCAUUACUGAGUGGCGGGGAUGAGCCACAACCCAUCGAUGAUUCACAACCUUAUUCUGAUUAUUAUGGGAAACCAUAUAGCGUCCAAUAUGAUUACGAAAAGGGCAAAGACCAAACUUCGAAGAAAAGCAUUUCAGGUGAUAACGUUCCGGCGGCUUCCAAAGGACCAGAGGAGGAGCCAUAUUAUUCUGACCGUGGAGAAGCUGAAGUAAAUAGCAAAUAUUCCAAAAAUUCCGCCAACACGAAAUACUCAAAGCACUCCUCUGCAAGUCAGACGCAGCCAAAGCCACCUCAAAGUUUGGAGAUUCCUGUCAAAUAUAUACGUUUCGUCGCUCAAUUAUUUUCUCCUUGCUUUUAUGUCCUGAACAACUUGUUGAUUUACAUAAGUGAUAUAAAUUUCAGUAUUGUUGCAUUGAAAGGAUCGUCUUUUAUACAAGCUGGAUUUGACGUCCGGGAUAUGCUAGUGAAAGACCCGAAACUCAAAGGUCUUGGUGCUAUUUCAAGUUUUUCCCUAUUUCUUGGGAAGUUGUCUGUUGUAAUCGUUGUUUUACCGUUUGGUUUUUUAUUCUUGAGAAAUAAAGAAGGAGUUUUUAUUUACGGAUAUCCGCUCGCAAUGAGUGCUGCAAUUUCAUUUGUUGUUGCCCAUAUAUUUCUCUCUUUAUUCAAUGCAGCCGUCGGAACAAUAUUUGCGUGCUUGAUGGAGGAUCGUGCAUUGAAUGAUGGAUCGGUAGAGAAUCCAUAUUUUGGUGACGAAAAAUUAAUCAUGAAAUUUCACGAGAUAUUACACGUUGGCGACUCGGAUGAUGAUACGCCUGAUUUUCAUUAUGCAUAUGAGUUUCCUAGACCUGCAAAUAGGAAAAAGGCUGCCAGAGAUGCGCAUCGGUCGGGAUCUGAAUUAGGUUCAAGCAAGGCUUAUUCCAACGAAGCUGUUGAUAGUCAGCCAAAACCUAAGAAGAAAACUGCUAAGAAAAAGAAAGGUAACAAGAAAGCAGACAUUGACAAUAUGCCGCCAGAUCAUUCAUCGAUGUUUUUGCUGAUGCCAAAGAAAAACCAACCAGGGGACAUGACUGAAAAAUUGUCGUCGUCUGGACAUACAACAUCAUACGAAGAAGUUGAAGAAAAAAAAGUUCGGAAAGCAAAGAAGGAAAAGCGACAUACUACUCAAACCAAGUUACAACAUGAGAAAAGACAGACAAAGGAUGAAAAUUCUGUUUAUUCAGAUAGUUAUUCAACCAGAUCUCACAGGCACAGGCAUAGUAAAAGGCAUCAUUAUGCAGAUGAUCACAGACAUCGAGAAAGUCGAUCAUAUUCAGGAUCGGGAGGAAGUGGAGGCCUAUUGGGAAACUUGUUUGGCGCAGUUGCAAAUAGAAGAAAUCAAGAUAAUGAGGAUAGUGAUGGUGGAUUUGGUGGCUUUGAUGACUUUGGAGGUGACGAUGAUGAUGAUGAUGAUGACGGAGGUGGCGACGAUGAUGACGGAGGAGAUGAUAUGGGAGGCGAAGAAAAUGAAAAAGACAAGGCUGAGAAGACCAAGGAAAAGAAAGAUAAAGACAAGACUAAAACGAAAGACAAAAAUAAACAAAAAACUGACAAGAAAAAAAAUAAGAAAGACAAACCGAAAAAAGACAAGCCCGAGAAGAAACAAAAGACAGAUAAAAGUGGAAAGAAGACAAAGGGUGGGAAAUCAGACAAAAUAAAGGACAAACCAUCCAAAAAAGCCAAACCGACGAAAAAAGACAAGGGCAAAACUCCGAAGGCAAAACCCAAAAAAGCUCCAAAAUCUGCCAAGCCAAAAGGGAAAGCGGGUAAAAUGAAAAAGCCGAAAUUGGGAAAAAGCAAGAAGCCGAAACUUGGAAAGGGUAAAAAACCGAAAUUGGGGAAAAUGAAAAAACCUAAAAUGAAAAAACCCAAACUUGGCAAAAUGAAGAAGCCUAAAAUGAAAAAACCCAAACUCGGCAAAAUGAAAAAGCCUAAAAUGGGCAAAAUGAAAGGAUUUAAGAAGCCUAAAAUGGGAAAAAUGAAGGGUUUCAAGAAGCCAAAAAUGGGCAAAAUGAAGGGUUUCAAAAAGCCUAAAAUGGGAAAAAUGAAAGGAUUUAAAAAGCCUAAAAUGGGCAAGAUGAAGGGGUUUAAAAAACCUAAAAUGGGGAAAAUGAGAGGUAUGAAAAAACCAAAAAUGGGUAAAAUGAAAGGCUUCAAAAAACCAAAGAUGAGAAAAAUGAAAGGCCCAAAAAUGAAAGGCGGUGGUAAAAUGAGGGGAGGCAUGAAAGGAGGCGGUAGGAAGAUGGGUGGGGGUAUGAGAGGAGGAGGUGGUGGUAAAAUGGGUGGUGGAGGAGGAAUGGGUAAAAUGAAAGGAGGAAAGAUGGGGAAAAUGGCAAAAGUUGGAAAAGGACUUGGAAUGGCCGGAGCAGUUAUCGGUGGCGCAGAGGGAGCAGCAAAUAUUGGAAAUGCGAUGUUACGCAUCACUGGCAAGAAAGAAGCUUUCAAUGAUAAAGUUAACGAUGUGACAUUUGGAACCAGAAAACGAGCGAAGGCAGCUACAGCGAUGCAGACAAUCAUGGGAGGCGGCGGAGGUUUGCGUCAAGCAAUGCAAGAUGUAGAUGCACAAUUUGAUGAAAUGGAGGCGGAACAGAAACGUGAGAGAAAGCGACAACGAAAACAAGAGAAACGUGAAAAGGCGAAUAUGCAAAAUCUCUUACAACAGAGACUGAUGGCACGAAAAAGACAACGACCCUGAAGUUAAUAUUUACAUUCCUAUUAUGUUUCCGGUUGUUUAUGUUUACAUGAUUUGAAAGAACUAUAAAUCUUGUUUAGAAAAAAACAAUAUUAAACGUUUAAUACGCA